Messenger RNA from Cryphonectria parasitica EP155, 2229 nucleotides. RefSeq lists its product as uncharacterized. The transcript is spliced from 5 exons. The record is from RefSeq and is a predicted model, not a curated record. The coding region runs from base 676 to 2229 and encodes 517 amino acids. NCBI's taxonomy places the organism in Eukaryota, Fungi, Ascomycota, Sordariomycetes, Diaporthales, Cryphonectriaceae.
CUUGGAAACACUUUGAGCCACCAUGGGGGGAGGGGGGAGGGGAGGGGGAACUGCAAUGGUCCUCAUGAGAUCAGAGACGACCCUGUCUCGUUUCCCAUUUUCCCCUCCUUUGGGAUCUGCCCCGGCCUGGUGUUCCAUCUCCAGUUGUUCCUUUUCUUCUUUCUUCUCCUCUUCGUAGGAACCCUGCCCUAAACUUGGCCAUGAACUUCAAACAACAACAAACAAUCUCAUCCCACGCGGCCACCCUCUCGCCCGCUACUAAUUUCUUUUCUCUCCAGCUGGUCUGAAUACUCGAGUCCUUUGCGGUCACCGACACUGGCUUCAACAUUGCCAUUCCUCCCCAGGCUUGAAGGAGUGCGCGCACGGCUUAGACCCCCCUUUUCUCCGGGCGACGGAGGCUCAUCAUUCAUUACUCACUGGCCUGAGCUUUUUCGCUCAUUGUUCAAAUUUUUUUCUUUCUCUUUCCUUUUCCGACACUCAGCUCGCACGCGCGUGCGCGCCCGGCUCCCAGCGUGUCCUACAUUCAUAUUGUCAACAUCUUGUCGUCUGUUUCCCUCGUACUGGCCACCGUGAGCCUUCAACCAUAACGAUAACCACCCUCUCUCUCCUCUCUCUCUCUCUCUCUCUCUCUCUCUGCGCUUUCGAUUGUACAGUACUUUUGGUCGCUGGUGUCAGAUGGAUCAUCAGCCGCGGGACUCGUCACGGGACAGCCUGGCUUUGGCCAGGCAACAUGUUCGCGCUCUCACUGAUGGCGGUGUGUCACGAGAGGCGUUGCUUCGCGCCUUGUUAGAGCAGGAGGAGGCCAGCAACAGUCUGCCUCCCCUCUCUUCUCAACAGGCGCCUUCACAAGCGCCGCCCCAAUCACAGCUGAACAACCGGAUACCUCUCUCGCGGUCUAUCCUUUCGGGCUCACGAGGUAGCUAUCUGUCGACGAAUACAGCUGCCACCUCGCUAUCGUCACGAUCAAGCACUAUCACUCAGUUUCCCGGUCCCGAGCUGCAGACCAGUAGACCGACCUCGGGCAGCACAAGAGCUUACUGGUGCACAUCGUGUGAUACCGAAUUCAAGCGGAAAUUUGAUUGGAAGAGGCACGAGGACGAGUUUCAUGAGCGAUACAAGAAAUACCCGUGCCCAGACUGCAACCGCGUCUUCUGGGGAGCGAAUACCUUCAACCAGCAUCACAAAACACGACACAACUGCAAGACAUGCCCUCAUGCAGAUAAGGUCAUCAAGUAUACGAGAAAGAAGCGCGCAUGGGCCUGUGGAUUCUGCGCCGCUUUCCUCCCCUCCAUGGAUCGCUACAUUGACCACAUUGGCCUUCACUAUGAAUCCGGGAGGACGAGGGCUCACUGGUACCACUCCAAUGUCAUCUACGGACUGCUGCACCAACCUGGCGUGAACUCAGCAUGGAGAGAUAUUAUCGGCUCGAGGUUCAGCCACAUCCCCAAGGACCAACAACCUCGAUAUGGAUGGGAUCCGAAGACGACUGGGCGGAAGCAAGGCUUCUUGGAGAAUGAGACAGCUGGCAAUCUGCAGGAUCUACUCGAGUUCUUCAACCCUACCAAGGACGACCCGAUCAAGGUAGCACGCCUGGCGAAGAAGCCCCACGGGGGCAUCCACAGAGACCUGACGCCUCAGGAACUUGCGCUACCCCCACCUACCAUCAAGGAGCGACCCAUAACACAGUGGCCCGCCCUUCGACCUGCCGACAUACCAGAACUUCCCACCAGCUCAGACGCCAUGCCUCGACAUGACGAACCUGAUGUUACAAUGGCUGACUUUGACGCUUCCGCUGUCCCGCAACCCCUGUUCGCCAGCACCUUGUCACCACCGCCUCAACCGCAGUACCACGCACAAUCUACGCCUGGUAUUGCCAUCUCCCGAUCUUCCGAUCAGCCUACAUUCUUGGCACCACCAACCCCGCUGCCCCAGACUCCAAUCACGCCUUUUCCCGGUGGUGCCAUGCCCCGCGAUACCGUCGUCGAUCUGCUCUCGAAUUACAUGUCUCAAGACCAGCUCCAGGGCGUGGGGAGGAACUCGGCCGCGCAGCAGCAGCAGCAGCAGCAACAACAACAACAACAACAACAACAACAGCAUAUGCCGCAAGGUCUCAACCAGCACCCGCCGCCCUUUGGCUCUGUUGAUACAUUGCGGAUACCCCAAACUUUCUGUCAUCGUACCUGGUCAAGUCUUGCCCGUGUUGCUGUUACAGAAGUGGUUGUAUAUUAG